AUGUCCCUCACGUCAUCGCGCUCUUUACGAUCACUGUCACUGCACAUUCAAGCCCUGUGGACACUGAGCAGCAUUCGCACCACAAGCAUUCACACCACCGCAGCCGCUCCCGCCAGGCGCCGUCGGCAUCUCCAAAACAUGCCGCCCAAAGCUGGAUACUACGCCGUCAGCCGAGGCCGCAAGCCAGGAGUGUAUCGUACGUGGGCAGAGGCCGAGGCGCAGGUCAAGGGCUUCAACGGCGCCAAGCACAAGAAGUUCGCCUCCGAGUCCGAGGCCCGCGAGUGGCUCGCACCCGACGCAGGGCCGUACACGGGGUUCAUCCAGACGCCGACUCAGACGUCAGCGGCAAGCUCGAGCCAUACCGCUGCCACUUCCACUCCCACUGCUUCGUCGUCGUCGGACGCUUGCGGCGUGCGCGGCGAGUCGCCGGUCGCCCAAGCCGACAUGGCGCACUUGCCCCCCGACCUAGCUCGUCUCGCGGCGCAGGGAUACACCUUUUCGCAGAGCACGCCCCACCGCUUGGUAGUGUACACGGACGGCAGCGGCCUGAGUAAUGGCCAGUAUGGUGCGCGCGCCGGCGCGGGUGUGUAUUGGGGCUCGGUAGGCGAGGCGUCCCGGCAUAACUUGGCAGAACGCGUGCCCGGACCGUUGCAGACCAACAACCGUGGUGAACUGCUGUCCAUCAUCCGCGCGCUGGAGGAGUGUCCCCUGCCGGACCUUUCGCUUGAGAUCAGGACAGACUCGCAGUACUCUAUCAAGUGCAUGACCGAAUACGUCCCCAAGUGGAUCAAGAAUGGCUGGCGCACAGCGUCCGGCGACGUCAAGAACGCCGACAUGAUCCGGCACCUGCUCGUCCUCCUCCGUCGGCGCGGGCCGCGCGCCCCCGUCCGCUUCAAGCACGUUCGCGGCCACGUCGGGCACGAAGGCAACGAGGCCGCAGACGCGCUGGCGCGUCAGGGAGCGGCCAUGCCGGCCGUCACGGACCGGCGCAAGUGGCUCAACGAGCAUGACGAGGACGAGGAGCGGGAGACGCGCCGCGCGCUGUCGCGAGCAGAGAGCCCAGAGGUCGACGUUGAGGUUGAGGAAGACUGGCUCAUGACCGCGGACGAGAUGGCUGAGCUCGAGAGGGAGCUGGCAGAGUAG
This is a messenger RNA of Apiotrichum porosum, 1143 nucleotides long. RefSeq lists its product as uncharacterized. Gene Ontology annotation, molecular function: nucleic acid binding; RNA-DNA hybrid ribonuclease activity. The transcript is spliced from 5 exons. The record is from RefSeq and is a predicted model, not a curated record. The coding region runs from base 1 to 1143 and encodes 380 amino acids. Lineage: Eukaryota; Fungi; Basidiomycota; Tremellomycetes; Trichosporonales; Trichosporonaceae. Gene Ontology annotation, biological process: DNA replication, removal of RNA primer.